Molecule: messenger RNA, 6952 nt
Organism: Porites lobata
Lineage: Eukaryota; Metazoa; Cnidaria; Anthozoa; Scleractinia; Poritidae
Source: the annotation of a GenBank genome assembly
AUGGCAAAAGAAAGUGCAAGAGAAUUUUCAGUUUUUGUUUUGUGGGAAGUGGAAAGCUUUUCGUUACGAAAUAGCCCUUCGAGGAAUUUCAAGCCGUGGUGGCCAGUGCUUGUUUUUGAAAGGCAACCAAGGGAGCGAAGCAUUUGCAGAAUUUUCAGGUAAAUUUUGUACUCUAUGGUCAGGAAAUUACGUUUUUAAAAGCGAUUUUAUGUAGUCAUAACUAAUUGAUGCAAUGGAGACAUCGUUGAAGAGACAUCGACAAUUUCUUCUACACCUUUCGCUUGUUCCGUUUUAGCUUGGUUUGUUUUAUCCGGGCGACUGAAGCGCGACUGAAAUAGACCAACAUCGAAGCGAAAACACACCAGAUUAAAGAACAAUUAGAGUGUGUAAACACUUUUUUUCACUUUAAUAAAACAGUCGUCUUUAAUAAUGUUUUUAAACACUCAUGAAGGGACGGAAAAGUCAAACUACCAUGUAAAAAAGGCAUUAAAUAGUAGUAAUCUCGGAAGAUAAUGAUUUGAACAGUUCAGGGCGAGUGACUGAGUUAAAAUUUGGCUUGAACUUAAUAAAUUGAAUCAUUUGGGUUCGAAUCUGUAUUUUGGAGUAACUAUUGUAGCCACCUUAAUGUUCAUCUGUACUUUCCUUUCUGCCUGUGUUCUCAGUUUGGGAUUUCGAAACAAUGAAUGAUUGAAACAUUGAUUACAAUUGUGGGAUUUUGAAACAAUUGAAAAUUAGAAUGAAGAAAUGGCUAUUGCAUUUAAUAUCUGUACCCCCCCGGUUGAGGACUUAACCUUUUCUUCUUUUAAUACCCCUAAAAAUUGGCAUUCCACAGGGCAAUACUUCCAUAAUAUAUGGGCUUACCCCUGAAGAAUAUGGGUCCCACCUCUGAAGAAUUUUGUGAAAAUGAAAGCUUCACCCCUAGAGAAUUCUAUCUUUUUUCACUUUACUCCUAAAGAAAUCCUCAAUUUUUAAUAACUUAUUUCCAAAGAAUUCCAUAGUUCCUCAACUGUGGUGGAGGGAGGUGCGGAUAUUAAAUGCAAUAGCCCAAUAAACAUCAGGAAACUGGUGUUUUGAAACAAUGAAUAGCUGAAACAAUGAAACAAUGAUUGCAAUACUGGGAUUUUGAAACAGCGAAAUUUGGAACAAUUAUCACAGUACAAUCAAACCUCCAUGUGUGACCACCUCUUGUAAGGGAUCACUUCCCACAAGCGACUUCCAAUCUAAAACACCAAACCUUUCUCAGUCAAAGCCUUACAGUUGGAACCUCUAGUAAACGAGCAUCGCCUGUGAGUGACCGGGACCACUUUUUGGGCCUGACGGUUAAUGAUUUUCCAUUGUUUUUAACCUCUUGUGAGCGACCAUUUGACGCAUUCUCUGAUCUCUAUUUUCGCUGUGUGCACUAUGUGACUUAAUAAAUACAAAGAACUUUACUGACAACAUGGAACUACGCAUAUCCUAACUUGAACAUUGCAUGCAAUAAAUUAUCUUGCAUAAAGUAGAUGUGCCUGGACCUCUUCUUGGAAGAGACCCCCUGUGGUUUGAUUCUUGUAAACGACCACCUACCGUAAGCGACCACUCAGUCUUUGCAUUUUGGGUGGUCACUUAUGGGAGGUUUGACUGUACUAGGAUUUUGAAACAGUGAAAUUUGAAAUGAUGUUCACAAUACUGGGAUUUUGAUACUGAAAUUUAAAUAAAAUGAUCACAAUACUGGGAUUUUGAAACAGUGAAAUUUUAUAUUUGUCUGGAAAAAGUGAGAGAAAAGUCAGGGAAUUUCAGAAACCUCUGGCUGUGGCAACCAUGGAUGAUAAAAAGUAAGUCUGAAAGAUGUGAUUUUUAUGUGGUAAAUGGUUAAUAAUUUCUAAAUGCUGCUAAUAUAAUUAUAAACUAGCAGUAGCCGUUGGCUAGGAAAUGCGUGUGAAGAUGUGAUUUAUGAAAAUGGCCGCUUUCAUAAUUGUGUAAGCCCUUUUAUUUCCAGUGUCAACAAAAGGAUAUAACUGCCAAUCAUGAAAACUGGAUUGAACAACACAGUAAACACUUAUUUUAUUCAAUGAUUUUAUUCACAUUUGCUUGGAUACAAGUAUCCUGUGAAUGGUGAGGAGCAAGGAGAUGGCUGUAUUUGCUGGCGUAGAUACAUGUACAUUGAAACAGCAAUGCGUGGCACAAGUAAUGCAUGUUUACAGUCAUGACAGCACAAAAUCUUAUUUAAAUGCAAUUGAAUAUUCAAUCCGUGUCCAAUAACCAAAGGCCGUUGAUAUGCAAUACUAUGAAACAGCUCGGAUGACUAGCGACUUAACAUGCUUGGAAACAUAGAAAAAUACUAAGUAUAUUAACCCAUUCGCUCCUGGAGAUUUGCCGAAAAACGCGUUUUGAAGCUAGUCGAGUGGUUUUCUGGUCACUGUCGUGCUAUAAAGAGCUAAAACUUACCACAAACCGGUUUACAGGUCGUACACUUCGCGGCCUUCUGAUCCACAUGCAAAAUAUCAGCUUGCGAACUUCGGGCAUGCGCAGAAAGCAAAAUUUCAAGAUAGUUUUUGGGUUUAAAAGUGACACAGCAGUCUUGACUUUUACUUUUCACUUUCUCUCCUCCCUUCUUUUUUCGCUUUUCUUGCCUCAUUUUUUUUUUCUCUUGCUGGGCAUUUGGUAGGCUUCAUUUUGGUGGGAAGAGUUUUUAGGAAAGCUUUUAGGAUCUUAGGAUUUGGUGAAAGGAAAGGUAGGUGGGUAAUGGAACAAGAUUUUCAUGGAGAUUUUCAGGUCAAUGUCACGUGGUUUUUUGCUUCUUUCUCCGGUGUCCUUGACUGAAUUGAGCUCAUUCUGGUAUGGUUUGAAAGAUCUCUUCACUCUGCACAAGUUGGCAAAGAAAGUUGUCCCUGACCGUUAAAACUGAUGACGUCACAAAGGGUAGAAAGGACCUGGAUCCGCACGGGCAGUUCAGGGGCGAAUGGGUUAAAAAAGCAUGCUCUGUAGUAAAACCUGAAUAAACUUGCAUCGAUUUCUAGACUUCGCUAACACUCCUAUCUUAUUGAAAAUAUGUACUGCACUAAGCUGAGAUUGGGCUCUACUUUCAUUUCCCUUGGUAAAUAGAUUCCAGGCUGGCAAACAAGCUAUGCCAUAGCCUAGGCAAAUUCAUAAACAUGCUUCAAAUACUAUAAAACACCAAUCGUGAGAACAGUGAGAGAAAAGAAGAACAAGUGUUUAACUUUGAGGAUUUAUAUAUGCUUAAACUGAAAUCAAUUGUAUUAAGCUCAACUCACUCAAAAAUUUCUGCUGGGAGUCUCCAGUUUUGGUCAAGGGUCAAGGGUUGAGGGUAAAAUGUUGAGGGUUGAGAAAAUGCCAUAGAUUGUUUUGUGGGCGAGUAAAAGACAUUCCUUGUGAAUUUUGUAGACAAUUUUCAUGUUGGAACCCCAGUUACUCAUACUAAGCUGUUGAAUCCUUACGGCAUCAAUGAGAGGAGUGUACAGUAUACGUAACUUUGCACCUUUUAGCUGUGUUUGUUCGCUUUUGUCCAUUGCUAGUGGCCCUUUUGAACUACUUCCAUUUAAAAGCUGUAAAUACGUUUGCUUAGACAGGAGAAUAAAUCCUCUCUUGACGAGUAAUUCACUGCGUGGAUUGGCUGUCAUAGGGAGAUACUUGAGCAAAGCGUUAGCCCUUUAAACAUUUUCCCUGGAAGUUCUGCUGUACCACUAAUUCAUGGAUAGAUUUCAGGAAAAGAGAAAGCUUGUAAUUGGUGAAAAGGCGCGCAUUUUGUUGCAUUUGAAUUUAAGGUUCUCCAAAUUGAAGGCCACCAUAUCGCCAAUAUAAUUAUUUAUUUGACAAAGUUGUUAUUAGUGAAAAAUGUUGCUGUUAUUUUUUUGUUUUAAAUUUUGUUGAUAUAAUGAUAAGAAUUAUCAUGACUGUUAGAUGUUUGAAUUUGGAAUAUACAUGAAAUACUUAGGAAUAAAACCUAAGAAGCAUGUAUUACAUCAAUAGCUUAGAGAUAAAAAUAGGGUACAGUGAAACCUGUAUUAAGCGGACACCCUCGGGGAAUGCUGUAGUGUCUGCUUAAUACAGGGUGUCCGUCUAAUACAGGUUUCGACAGAUAGUGCCAUAUGAGGUGUCAAAUGCCAUUUAAAUGAACAGUGGGAAGGUUAAGAAUACUCCCAGGGAUUUUGACGAUAUACGUUGGCAUUAAUUUCUUUAUCAAAGUGGACCAGUAAACAUAAUACCAUAAACAUAGAUUGCAACUCAAAUUUGAAGAAAUCAGAUGAGUGAAACAAGCUCCAUAUAAACAAAACGAAAUAGAAAACAAUAGUGUACUGUGAAACUAAUCAAAUAUGUUCAUCAAGUCACGUUUUUUACUGUAAAAAUAGAAAAAUUUGUGGGUGGCAAUUCAAGGCAAUCUUCGCAUUUCUGGUGUCUGGCAUGUGGUGUGGUGGCAUUUGAUUACAAGUGUCCGUUUAAUACAGGUUGGUAACAAUAGAAAUGACCAUUUCAGGUUCUUUUUAGGUGUUCGCAUCCGUUUAAUAGAGGUGUCCGCUUAAUAAAGGUUUCAUUUAAAGCAAAUAAGGGAAAUAAUAAUAUUGCUAUAUUACACAAUAGUAUUGGCCAAUCAAUUCAAGACUUUUUAUAACAGGCGUGUUAAAAUCCCAAUACAGUAUCCCCAUGUCAUUACAGAAUUCUGCCCAUUGAUCUGAGUUGCCCGUAAAAUCGUGAGUCCCAUGACUAUUUGUGUGCUCACAAAGGAUGCCGAUGCAUGUGGCGUCCUUUGACUCUAGACUGAAGUGUUAGCGUAUUGUUUCCAUGAUACAAAUGUAAUUUAACUUAAGAAAAUCGAUAAUUCCAAGCUUUUUCGCUACUCUCUGUUUUGUUAGGAAAUGCAAUGGCUCAACUUGAUUUUUGGUCAGCAAGAAUUUUUUUUCUAGAAACCUGCUAUGCAGGAUAUUUUUGUCCCUUGUCAUAUCUCUGUAGGAUUUUUUUUCCUCAGAAAGGGUCAGUCCAAGUUUUUGUUAAAAUGUGUUAUAUUUACUAAAAGUAUUUACAUUGAAAUUGUGGCUAUUGUAGUAAUAAGUCCUGAUAUGGAGCUGCAAAGCCUUAAAAGUUAGUAAAUUUUACAACAACAUUCUUGUAUAGCUCUGUUUUUGGCUCAAAGUCAUUCUUUACACACUGUCAUAUGAAUUCAUUAUAAUAUUGUCAUAUUAUAAACUGAUGCACAUCAAGCAAAUGUUAAAAUGUUUAGAUUCUUAGUUAAAAAAUAGCCCAAAAUAGCAAAAGCAGUUCAGAAAUUCUCAUAGUAUGGUAAAUGUAGUUAGAAUAAUCACUUACAAUUUAAAAGUGGAUUAAAAUCUCCAGAACAGGUGUGAAAGCAGAAUUGAAAUUUAUAGUGGAUCAUCGUUUUAUACCUGUAUGUAUGUGAAUAAAUUGCUCUAAUAAUUUUUGCUCAACCUUUUUUCCGUCCACUUCUAACUUGAGCAUCUCAUAGUUGAACAUAAAAACAAAGUGAUGGUGUUCCUUGUUCUUUUAUCUAUGAAAACAGGCCACUUCCUAGGUACUGAUUCUCUUUCAGGCCACCGAAAAGAAGCUGGAAAGAAAAAACAGGAAUCCUGACUUUCUUAACCACAGGCUACCUUAAAAUGACACUGAUUUCUUGUUAUGUUGAUUGUAAUUUUAGCUUACAUGAAGUAAUAAUUCUGCAGCACCACCAUUCCAGAGUUUAAAAGGGAACAAGGGCAGAAUGGUUGCAGUUUUGCUCGGAUAAUUUUUGUAAAGCUUUCUGAAUGAUGAAAUAAAUUGGUAACAUUUUUUUUCUUUCUUACAGCAGUGCAUGAAUUUCUUAUAUUCUAUUUGUGCUGCAUGCAGUUUUUUUCUUCCAACAAGUGUUUGUAGGAAUUUGUUUUCAAAAUCACCCACCCCCCCCCUCAAAAGUUAAAUGGUCGACCCCUAAAAGUUGUCAGAAAGGGAAAGGUCACUAUAGCAGAAGAAAUGGUAAAAAUAACAACAAAUGGUUGAACUGUAUCCUUAUUUAUUUUAUAAAUUGAAGAAUAUCCUUUUUUUCUUCAUUUUUCUAGACUAAUGAUGCGGUCAUGCAUUGACAAACUAAUAGAAAUGUUCACCAAGCGAACGUCAGAAGCCUGGGUAGGUACCUCACUCAAACUUAAACCUGUUGUAAUCGACAGAAGAUGUUCAAUUUUUAGAAAUUUUAAAAUCACGUAUGCAUUAAAAAUCCUUUUUUGUUUUCUAAAGGUCGCCUUGGCUACCACCAACAUUUAUUGAUCUUCUGCCUCCAUUGGACCUUUUUAGCGUGCAAGUGAAAUAGUAAGUGGACAACCAUUGACAAUGUUGUUAGACUUGUCUGUUGCUACUGAUUCUAUAAUUAAGAUGCUGACAGAACAAGAGACACUGUUUUUGAUGUCUUUGUUUUGAUCUUAGGGAAACACACAUUGAUCGUGCAAAGUUGUUUGAUCUUGCCAAAUCACUUUGACAUUGAGAAAAACAAAACCUAUAAAAAAUAAAAAGAGAAAGUACAAUGCUGCUAUUUUCCAAAAAUAUGCUCCAACACUUGUAAACAGUUACAAACAUGGUAUUCACGGGAUUUAACUCGUACUCUAUAAAUCUGUUUAGAACAAGCUGGACCAGCAAACAGUGGUGUUUAUCGAUGCCAUGAAUCAAGCUAAAUACAACAAGGACUCUAGCCGAAUUCUAUAAUGUCUUCUCCACCAGAAGUGUAGUUUUGUGUCAAAACUCAUGGCCAUGCUGCUGUAAUGGUUUGAUAAAAGGGACUUUAAGAUCCAACGACAUGGACGCAACAAGAACGUCAAAAACAAUAUGUUUCAUAAGCAAAACAACAACUUCGCAUGUGCAUCACACUUUUUUGUACAUUUCUUUCCCGUUUUUGCAGGACUACGAUGUGAAAAUGCCUUAUUUCGAGUUUUAUGGAGGACGUAAACAAGAGGCGAUGAAAUUUUAUUGCAUUUUCUGA